CUAUGGUUUCUGUAGAUAGAAGUUUACAUAAGAUAUCUAUAGUUUCUGUAGAUAGAAGUUUAUAUAAGAUAUCUAUGGUUUCUGUAGAUAGAAGUUUAUAUAAGCUAUCUAUGGUUUCUGUAGAUAGAUGUUUAUAUAAGCUGUCUAUGGUUUCUGUAGAUAGAAGUUUAUAUACGAUAUCUAUAGUUUCUGUAGAUAGAAGUUUAUAUAAGCUGCCUAUAAUAGUUUCUGUAGAUAGAAGGUUAUAUAAGCUAUCUAUGGUUUCUGUAGAUAGAAGUUUAUAUACGAUAUCUAUAGUUUCUGUAGAUAGAAGUUUAUAUAAGAUAUCUAUGGUUUCUGUAGAUAGAAGUUUAUAUAAGCUGCCUAUAAUAGUUUCUGUAGAUAGAAGGUUAUAUAAGCUAUCUAUGGUUUCUGUAGAUAGAAGUUUAUAUACGAUAUCUAUAGUUUCUGUAGAUAGAAGUUUAUAUAAGCUGUCUAUAGUUUCUGUAGAUGGAAGUUUAUAUAAGCUGUCUAUAGUUUCUGUAGAUAGAAGUUUAUAUAAGAUAUCUAUAGUUUCUGUAGAUAGAUGUUUAUAUAAGCUAUCUAUAGUUUCUGUAGAUAGAAGUUUAUAUAAGAUAUCUAUAGUUUCUGUAGAUAGAAGGUUAUAUAAGCUAUCUAUAGUUUCUGUAGAUAGAAGUUUAUAUAAGAUAUCUAUAGUUUCUGUAGAUAGAAGUUUAUAUAAGAUAUCUAUAGUUUCUGUAGAUAGAAGUUUAUAUAAGCUGCCUAUAAUAGUUUCUGUAGAUAGAAGGUUAUAUAAGAUAUCUAUAGUUGCUGUAGAUAGAAGUUUAUAUAAGCUGUCUCUGGUAUCUGUAGAUAGAAGUUUAUAUAAGCUAUCUAUAGUUUCUGUAGAUAGAAGUUUAUAUAAGCUAUCUAUGGUUUCUGUAGAUAGAAGUUUAUAUAAGCUAUCUAUGGUUUCUGUAGAUAGAAGUUUAUAUAAGAUAUCUAUAGUUUCUGUAGAUAGAAGUUUAUAUAAGCUGUCUAUAGUUUCUGUAGAUAGAAGGUUAUAUAAGCUAUCUAUGGUUUCUGUAGAUAGAAGUUUAUAUAAGCUGUCUAUAGUUUCUGUAGAUAGAAGGUUAUAUAAGCUAUCUAUAAUAGUUUCUGGACUGGUCAGUGGUGCUAAACGGUUCAAGGACUGGUCAGUGAUGUUAACGGUUCAAGGACUGGUCAGUGAGGUUAAACGGUUCAAGGACUGGUCAGUGAGGUUAAACGGUGCAAGGACUGGUCAGUGA
Pecten maximus is the source of this 1268-nucleotide messenger RNA. RefSeq lists its product as uncharacterized. Bases 3 to 1268 code for a protein of 421 amino acids. The record is from RefSeq and is a predicted model, not a curated record. The transcript has 3 exons. NCBI's taxonomy places the organism in Eukaryota, Metazoa, Mollusca, Bivalvia, Pectinida, Pectinidae.